CUGCUGGCUACAUCAGUUGCAGCUCACCGGAAACGGCGUGGUUGGACUCGUAACGUGCUUGUUGUCGCAGCUGCAGUGGCUCGUUUUCAUUAAUGUCUGUAACCCACCGUCAUUGAAAACAUGCCGGGCAGGUCGGAACUGAAAAUUAACUCGCAGUUCGCGCAGAAAUAUGAGAAGUACCGACAGAAAGAGGAGUUGCAGAAGCUGAAGGACCGAUUCGGAGACCAAGCCGAUGACAGCGACUCCUCUGAGUCCAGCUCUGACGACAGUGAAGUGGAGCUGGAUCCUGCUUUAGACAGGGAUUUUUACAGAACUCUGUCCCUGCUGAAGAAGAAAGACCCGAAAAUCUACGAGAAAGAUGCCAAGUUCUACUCAGAAGACGCAUCCCAGAAGGAGGACGGUCCGUCAACAUCCAAACAAGCCAAAGUGAAACCCAUGUAUCUGAAGGACUACGAGCGGAAAGUCAUCCUGGAAAAAGAAGGCAAAUAUGAAGACGAUGAUGACAGCGACGAGGAGGAGGCAGCCAAAAGAAGAGAGAGGGCAGCCUCGCCGAGCUACAUCCAGGAGCAGAAGGAGCUCAAAGAGAGCUUCCGGAAGUUUGUCGAGGACAGCGACGAGGAAGAGGAGGAGGAAGGCGAAGCCUCCAAGCUGCUCACCAGAAGGAUCAAAACGCAGGAGGAGAAGGAUAAAGAGGAGGCGGAUUAUGUGGACUGGCUCAAAGGUCAGGCUGAGCUGGACGGUCCGGAGGAGGUGAAGGACAUGAAAUACCUGCGCGACUACUGGAAUGACCCGCAGCUGGACGACAAGGAGCGAUUCCUCCGGGAUUACGUGCUCAACAAGGGCUACCUGGACGAGGAGGAGGACAACGACGACGAACGGAUCCCGACGUACGACGAGCUGGUCCAGGAGGACGUGGACGACUCCGAGGAGGAGGGCGAGAGCUUCCUGGAGCGCCAGGAGGACUUCGAGCGGAGCUACAACUUCCGCUUCGAAGAGCCCGGCGCCCUGCAGAUCAAGACCUACCCCCGAAACAUCGCCACGUCCGUCCGCACCAAGGACGACCGCAGGAAGCAGAAGAGGGAGGAGGUGAAGGAGAGGAAGCUGAAGGAGAAGGAGCAGAAGCGGGAGCAGCUGAAGCAGCUGAAGAACCUGAAGAGGAAGGAGAUCAUGGACAAGCUGCAGCAGCUGCAGGAGCUGACCGGGAACGAGCAGCUGGCCUUCAGUCAGGCUGACCUGGACGGAGACUUCGACCCCAACCAGCACGACCAGCUCAUGCAGAAAUUCUUUGGAGACGAGUACUACGGACAAGACGAAGAGGAGAAGCCUCAGUUUGACGACGAAGGAAACGAGAUGGAUGAACACUGGAAUUGGGACACAUGGACUGGAGAGGAACGUGAAGAAGGGUUUGACGAAGAGGAGUACAGCGCCUCUGGACCGCACUGCGACGACGAAGACUUCAUCAUGGAUGCAGACUACGACCCAAGCCAGCACACCGCCUCCAAGAAGAAGAAGAAAAAGGAGAAGAAGAAGCUGAAGAAGGACGAUCUGCCACAGAUGGGCAAGAAGAAGAAGAAGUCUCACUUCGUUGAGGUCAUCACCAGAACCAAGCCGGUGUUUGACCCCCAGGAGAAAACCUUCGAGCAGUACCUGGACGAGUACUACAAGCUGGACUAUGAGGACAUCAUCGACGACCUUCCGUGCCGCUUUCGCUACAGGCAGGUGGUGCCCAACGACUUCGGCCUGACCACGGACGAGGUGAGGUUCUUCCUGAAUGCUACACAUCUGGAUCUCUGCAAUCAACAAAAAACGCAAGAGAACCAACUAUUUGGCUAAAAAGAUUAUCUCCUG
Molecule: messenger RNA, 1848 nt
Organism: Poecilia latipinna (sailfin molly)
Lineage: Eukaryota; Metazoa; Chordata; Actinopteri; Cyprinodontiformes; Poeciliidae
Product: protein KRI1 homolog
Exons: 15
Coding region: 121-1833 (570 amino acids)
Biological process (GO): endonucleolytic cleavage in ITS1 to separate SSU-rRNA from 5.8S rRNA and LSU-rRNA from tricistronic rRNA transcript (SSU-rRNA, 5.8S rRNA, LSU-rRNA)
Cellular component (GO): 90S preribosome; nucleolus
Source: RefSeq, a predicted model, not a curated record